Theileria annulata is the source of this 2127-nucleotide messenger RNA. RefSeq lists its product as uncharacterized. Lineage: Eukaryota; Apicomplexa; Aconoidasida; Piroplasmida; Theileriidae. The record is from RefSeq and is a predicted model, not a curated record. The coding region runs from base 1 to 2127 and encodes 708 amino acids. The transcript has 7 exons.
AUGAACGCACUGGAACUGGUGUACGGAAGACUCUCUGAGAUAGAAGGCGAGAUUCUGUUGGACCUGAAUCGCCUGGAGUCAAACGCGCUGGAACACCUAAAAAAGACCAGAAAACAGCUCGAAAAUUUAAGUAUUAAAAAAAUCGAGCUGGAAUUGGGAGAUAAUUUCAACAAAAUCGAGUCUUUUGGAAAUAAACUCAAGACCGUAGCAGAUGAGAGCGACUGUGCCCUAAACAAAAUAAAAAAAACAGUAAGCGUGGUCGAAACCGUAACUGCACUUUAUAAUUCAGCCUCAAAAGCACUAGACCAUUUUAAUAAUGACACACCUGACCAGGCGUUCUCAGAAAUUGAAAAGUACAUCGCAGCCGUGGAGUCAGCCAGAACCAAAGGGCAUUGGGAAGAAGUAGUAAACGUGAUUACAAAGGGUUACAUAGGCCAAGUGAUAUCGUCAUUGAGGUUACUAGUCAUAGAAUCGCUGAGAACAAACGUGUCGAAUGACCAUUCAAAGCUUCUUACGAGACUUGCCUUAUCGCUGAACGCAGAAAAAGAGGCCUACGACUCAUAUCUAUCCUUUGUUAAAGUGGAAACUGAACGUGGAACUGCGUUCACUUCAUUAACAGCUCCAUACAACAAUACGAGUAAUGAGUAUGAAGGCUAUAAUGGAUUUGGUAUCAGUGAGAUGAAUAGCCUGAAUAGAGUAAUUUUGAAGUCUAAAAACCUCCUAAACCGUCAAGGAAAUUCAGUUCUCACAGAACUUGGAACGAUUUACUACAUUAAAAUCGUCAGAGAAAUACACCUUUACUCCUCCACGGAGGCCUCUAAAAUAUUCAUUGAUUUCAUUAAGACGAACUUGCUCCCCAAUCACAUUUCUACACAAAUCACCGAACCACAACUGGACAAACAGAAUCAAAUGGUCGAAACAAAUGGGUUUGAAAUUUCAGAAAAGGCUGAUUUGACUCAAUUAAACAACUCUGAUUCUUUAAAUUCAGCGUCUGAAGCCAUAAUUUCUGAACUAGAAAAAACAUUAAAAGACUCAAAUUUCGUUAAUAUGAUAACGUCAGAGGUCAAAUACCAGAAAUUGCUGGACAAUAUAGCCAUCAUGGCAUCGCUUUGGAUAGAUUUUGAAACUUCUUUGAGAGAGACCACAGCUCCAAUUUACCCAAAUUUGUUAGUAAAACAGGAUGAGAAGGAGUAUUCGCCAGAUGGGCUCGUUUUUCUGAGCAAUGCGACCAAGAUGAUUCAGUCGAUUUUAUCAGCCUACGUUCACUUACAGCAUGCGUUUACUUUAAAGACAGUGGUUCAAGCAAUACAAGUGAGUGAUACAAUUUAUAUCUCAGAAAAUGAAAAUACACUCACCAGCACACUAGUCGAUGAUGUGUUUUUUAUACUACAAAAGUCACAGCAUAGAUCCAUUGGAACCGGAGAUAUACAAACAGCUUGUGCUACUUUUAAUCAGGUUUCUUCAAUAAUAUCAAAUGAGCUCAAAAACGCAUUAACCCACAAUCUUGUCCAAAGUCAACCAAUUUACGAAAAAUGGACCCAAAAAUUGGAAAAUUUGAUGAAUGGAUCGCUAUACAACAUGCUUGACGAGUAUUUUAAAAGAACAAGAGGCGGGUUUCCAGAAUUAAUUGGUGGGUUUACGUUAAAUUGUCAUUUUAAAAACAGCUUCGUCCACUCCCUUAACAACAUUGAAGAGUGUCUGGGAUUACUUGCCAAAUUUAAGGAAGAAAUGAGUGAAUGUUUCAGCAAAGAGUUUCUUAAACAAAAGGAAAAAAAUCUGUUGGUUGAAAACGCAAUACAGGAACUCGACUCAGUUGAGACGGAAUUAGAACAAAUUCUGGAAACUUGUUGCAAUUACGCACUGAAUAUAAAAAUACUCAAAAUUUCAGUUGUUUCCGUUCUAGAUAUCGUUCUCAGUCACAUCAAGUCCUCUUACUCCCCAAAUGUUGGACUUAAGUGCAUGAAUAACUUACUAGAAAAGUUGUGUAAAUAUUUGGAAAAUAUGGUUUUGGAGAAGAAAUUCACUAUCUACGGAGCAGUUUACUUCGAUGGCGCCGUGAGGUCACUAGUUCAUUCUUGUUCUAAACAUAACCAAGAACUUAGAAAACAGGUUUUAAAAUCAAUUUAG